CCGGGGUCCCCCGCGGCUGUUGCGGCCGCCUGCGCCCUGGCCUUCGCCUUCCCGCCCGCGUCGGGCCGGGCGCCGGCUCCCCGCUGCCUCCCUCUCCGCUGCGGUCAUGUAGGAAAUCGUAAAUCAUGUGAAGAUGGGACUCUUGGUAUUUGUGCGCAAUCUGCUGCUAGCCCUCUGCCUUUUUCUGGUACUGGGAUUUUUGUAUUAUUCUGCGUGGAAGCUCCAUUUACUCCAGUGGGAGGACUCCAAUUCAGUGGUUCUUUCCUUUGACUCCGCUGGACAAACACUAGGCUCAGAGUAUGAUCGGUUGGGUUUCCUCCUGAAGCUGGACUCCAAGCUGCCUGCUGAGUUAGCUACCAAGUACGCAAACUUUUCAGAGGGAGCUUGCAAGCCUGGCUAUGCUUCAGCCCUGAUGACUGCCAUCUUUCCCCGGUUCUCCAAGCCAGCACCCAUGUUCCUGGACGACUCUUUCCGCAAGUGGGCUAGGAUUCGGGAAUUUGUGCCACCUUUUGGGAUCAAAGGUCAAGACAAUCUGAUCAAAGCCAUCUUGUCUGUCACCAAAGAGUACCGCCUGACCCCUGCCUUGGACAGCCUCAGCUGCCGCCGCUGCAUCAUCGUGGGCAACGGGGGUGUCCUUGCCAACAAGUCUCUGGGGUCCCGAAUCGAUGACUAUGACAUUGUGGUCAGACUGAACUCAGCACCAGUGAAAGGCUUUGAGAAGGACGUGGGCAGCAAAACCACUCUGCGCAUCACCUACCCCGAGGGCGCCAUGCAGCGGCCCGAGCAGUACGAACGCGACUCUCUAUUUGUCCUCGCUGGCUUCAAGUGGCAGGACUUCAAGUGGUUGAAGUACAUCGUCUACAAGGAGAGAGUGCCCUUUCCCAAGCAAUGCCAAGUGCAGGCAGUGUCAAGUAGGUAGCAAGCGAGAGAGAAGACAGAAGUCAGGUCCAGAAAUUCAGAACCGUGGCUUGAAAACUAGUGUCCUCAGGGCCUGCCCUUCUCUCUGCCUUGAAGGCAACAGAAGGGGGAUCGCAGGUAAGCGCUUCUCACGGGAAAUGGGAGGGAGUCGCGUUUGCCUUGGUGAAGUCCAGAGAACCUGAGGGCUGCUUUCUCGCCCUGGCCUCUUGCCCAUCUGCCCACACCCUCCCGGCACACCCUCUCCUCUGCGCAUAGACACCUGUCAGAGGCGCUCCUAAAGGGCAGGGCCCUCGUCUCAUUGGCUUUUUUAAAACCCCUCAAUGCCAAGUCGUCAUAUAUGAGUGGAGUUGGCUCAAAUACCAGAUCGUGCUUCCUGUCGAGCAGACCGGGACCAAACAGGCAGGCCGGCGGGGUGGAUGUUCUCACAUGUUCCUUCUGAGAACACCAAGGUCAGUUCGUUCAAGGCCCUGAUACCUCAUCCUAGGAAGUAAGGAAAGAAGGCAGAAAAGGAAAGUCCACUAUGGUCGAUGGUCGGGAAACUCGCUGUGCUCCGGCCUCUCAGGGAGUAGACAGGAAGGCCUCACUAUUCCCAGGAAGACCCUGAGGCGCUCCCCGCUGGCUGCAGGCUGACCGAAGGCACUGGAACAGUUGGGAUGAGGAAUUAGGAGCUGUGCUCAGGCACAUGCUCACCCAUGUGGAUGUCCAUGUCCUGACCUACCCAUGCCCAGAGAUGUAGGACCACCAGCCAGGGUUAGUGGGAACUCAUUCCCAGGGUUGAUAGGGGUGAGAAAGGGAACCGGGAGGAGUCCUUUGCAAUUCCACAAGCCUUCCCUGGCUCCCAAGUCAAGGAUAACUUGGGCCUUCGGAGUGAGCUGCCAGAGGAGAGCCCGCGGUGCCCAUGGCCUCCCCAACCCUAGCCCUUCUUGGUGACAUGGGAAUCCCCUCCUCUAGAACCCUUCGCUACCCCAAGCCCAGGGCUGAUGCCUUCAUAUCCCCUGCUCUCCUUCACUUCUCUGGCAUCUGAAACCCAGGCAAAUUGGGGGAGGCUGCUUCUUCAGGCCCUUCCUCUAUGAUGUCAAUCAUAGGCUUGUCCUGCUACAGCGAGGUUUCCAACCUUGCAGUGUUGGGCUGCUGGGGAGCUCUCUGCAUCUGCCUGGAGCUCCACCUGUAGAAUUCUGGCAGGAAGGAGGCAACUCUGUGUUUGGGAGCCGAGGCCUGGCUGGACGGGGCUGGAGCAGGUAUUAGGCCUGGUUCUUGGCUGCUGCCUUCCACUUGUCUGUGAACAGCUGCUCACUGGGUAUCACUUUCUGGUACCCAGGAGCCCUAAUGGGAUCUGGAAAGAGGAAAGAUGGAAAAGGAAGAUGGGGCGCCCAAAAGACAGGCUGUGCUCAGGCCAGCAAGCCAUACUUUCUUCAUCCUUAUGGGGGCUCUUCUUGUCACCAUUCGUGGCCACUUGGUUCCCUGCCUCACUGGACAGCUGCACAGAUGACUCCAAAGUUACCCAGAGGUUCAUCGUCUCCCGGGCCCCAGGAGUCCUGAGCUCAGUGGCAAGCUUGGAGGAGUUCUCAGCCGGCCAUGUAUGAGCACCAGGGGACUGCUGAGUAGGGACUGAGGUCAAAGGGAGGGAGGAGGAACCGGGGUGUGGGGGUAGAGGUGUGUGGAAGUCUGUGGUGGGAUAGGGCAGCCUCUGGCCCUCAUGAAACCCUCGGAGACACAUCUCACUCCAUCUCUCCACGCGCUCACUCAGAUUGCCGGGUGUCACUAAGGUGUUGCACAUUCCGGACCUGAAGUCUCUGACGGUCUGGGGGUGGGGGGGGAUCGACAGUCCUGAAACCAGAGUUAUGACGCAGCCACCUCUAAUGGUAGGUCCUAUAGCUGAGCGUUCUCUUCCUGAUGUUUGCUGAAGGCUGGAGACGCUCCCUCCAUUGUCCCUGGGGCCUGGAGAGACAGGACACAUGAGAGGCAGAGCUUCCCACACAGCCACUCAGGCCCCAUUCCUCCUGCCUCCACCAGCCUCCCCUCCCCGUACCCCAGGAUGCCUGGUAACCCAGAAGGGAGCUGCCCUCUUAGUCCCCUUGGCUUCCUGCUCCUCCUCCUCCUCCAACCUCGCCCUCAACUGGGAGGCUGGCCUCAUUGCUGUCGGGCCUCUGACUGGUUAUUAGUUCCUCGAGGCCCUGAGACCUGGCCUGCGCUGGGAUGGGCAUGGUUCCAGCCCAGCAGGAGGACAGGAGAAGACGGGCUGGGGUUGGCCCCUGGAUAGCCUCACACAGGCCUGACCUCCCAGUGGUAGCUCCGGCCUUGGGGAAGGAGGGAGCGGCCUGAGGCCAGCCGGAGCCCCUGCAUUCGUGGCACAAGCCAACCGGGCCCCAGAAUUUAGGAAGACAACACAGUUUAAGAAGGGACCACGGACCAGGCCUUGGAGUCAUACAGACUUGGUUUAAAUUUAGACUCUGUCACUUGUUGGCUGGGUUAGCUUAGGCACAUUACCCAGCCCCUUCUAUUUAGUCUCGUCCCCUAAACAGGAGUAGUACGACCCGUUGUUCAGGAUUGUUUCAGAAGAUAAACCACGAGAAAUACAGAAGCACCUGGCAUGGUGCUUGACACUUAGUACGUGCUGCCUGUGACAAUGAUUAAUGCUAUUUGUUAGUAUUAGUAUUAGUAUUAGUGCUGUUAGAACAGUCCGGUGGCACUAGGGGAUGAAGGAUUGUCUGUAGGGUCUGACCUAGGAGGUGACCUCAAGCAGGGAUCAGAGGCCAGGCCUAGAGAAGGGGGCUCCUCCUGGGAGAGACAGCAGGGCGGGGCUAAUGGUCCAGGAAGUCACCAGGGCGAACAGGAACACCAAGUCCCUGUAUAUGAGGCCUUACUGGACCAGGCCCACGGUGGGGCCUGAGUGUCCAUCUGUACCUAAACCUCUUGCUCUGUUCCAGGCCGGGGAGGGACGCAGAGCCUUAGGAGCUCGGGAUGCACAUCGCCUCACCGCAGGGGAGAUUCGGUGCAGGGUGCCUGGAAAGGGCGCUGAGGCCUGCACACACUGUGGCCUCUUCCUGUGUGACGAGGCUUCUUCUGAGUCAGCAUCUGGGUGUCCCCCCCCUCACCCCCCACCCCACCCCCACCAACUGCUCCCCAGGCCUCGGAGACAAGCUCUCCUGGGACACCGUUUCC
Molecule: messenger RNA, 4080 nt
Organism: Neogale vison (American mink)
Lineage: Eukaryota; Metazoa; Chordata; Mammalia; Carnivora; Mustelidae
Gene: ST3GAL3
Product: ST3 beta-galactoside alpha-2,3-sialyltransferase 3
Exons: 11
Coding region: 134-919 (261 amino acids)
Molecular function (GO): sialyltransferase activity
Source: RefSeq, a predicted model, not a curated record